CGCUUUCUGAGCUAUAAACACCUUCUUCUCUUCUUUGUAUGACCAAAAACGCCACCCAAACGCUUCAUUACAGCUUUUCACUUUGCUAUAAAUAUAAAUCCUAUUCGGUCUCACCUUGGCACCAUUGUUACAGUCUCCAGAAUUCUCUAUAAACUUUUUUCCCAACACAGCAAAACGUAAAACAUGUGUGGAGGUGCUAUUCUCUUCGACCUCCUUCCUCGCAACUCCAGCGGCGGCCAGCGCCGCGUCUCCCCGUCGGAUAUCUCUCCUAGCUCCGCCCGUUUCUGGCCCGAUUUUCCCGCCCCCGUUUCUGGCGCCCCUGGUGGUGAGCGUGCAGAGAGGGGGAAGAAGAGGCAGAGGAAGAAUCUGUACCGGGGGAUAAGGCAGCGGCCGUGGGGCAAGUGGGCGGCGGAGAUUCGAGAUCCGCGAAAAGGCGUUAGGGUUUGGCUGGGAACUUUCAACACGGCGGAGGAAGCCGCGAGGGCGUACGACAGGGAGGCUCGGAAAAUCAGAGGAGAGAAGGCCAAGGUCAACUUCCCCAACGAGGAUGAUUUCCAUCGUCACGAAUACUUCCCUUCCCGGCGGCCGAAAUUCGAGAUGUCCGGCGGUGAUCUUCCUUUCAAUCACUCGAUGAGCAGAUCCGCCGCCGCCGAUCCUGCAGCUGAGAGCGGAGAUGCGUCUCGACCUGCUUCAGCGUCAGAGAAUAGCAAUGGAGGAUCUCAUACGAAUCAGCAGAUUGGGGAGGAAGGGAUGAAUGCGUCGAUCCAAGAGAGCCAGGUGCAGAAGCUGUCGGAGGAGCUAAUGGCGUACGAAUCGUUCAUGAAGUUCUUUGAAAUACCUUAUCUCGACGGCCACAUGCCGGCUGUGCCUGUUGUUCCGGCGUCGGAAACGGCGGUUGGCGGCGGUUCCUUGGAGCUUUGGAGCUUCGAUGAUGCCUGUUGCGCCUAAAACCAGCUAUUUAUCUGUAUGUAUAUAUGCCCGUAAUUGUUAACGACGGUUGAAUCAUUUUUUUAAUGUCAAAUCCUAAAAGCUAUUGAGAAUUGCGUUUGAGAUUUUAAAUUCAGGUCAAUAUAUACUGGUAUAUUCG
Messenger RNA from Cuscuta campestris, 1087 nucleotides. NCBI's taxonomy places the organism in Eukaryota, Viridiplantae, Streptophyta, Magnoliopsida, Solanales, Convolvulaceae. The record is from the annotation of a GenBank genome assembly.